AUGAUGGAAGUAGUCGUCAGCGACCGUCUCGGCCGCCGCGUGCGCGUCAAAUGCGAGCCCGACGACACCAUCGGCGACCUGAAGAAGCUCAUUGCUGCCCAGGUCGGCACGCGACCCGACAAGCUCAAGCUGCAGAAGUGGACCAUUGUGUACCGUGACCACAUCACGCUGGCUGACUACGAAAUCCAGGACGGUACAGGCCUCGAACUAUUUUAUCAAUAG
This is a messenger RNA of Chondrus crispus (carragheen), 222 nucleotides long. RefSeq lists its product as hypothetical. The coding region runs from base 1 to 222 and encodes 73 amino acids. The transcript has 3 exons. NCBI's taxonomy places the organism in Eukaryota, Rhodophyta, Florideophyceae, Gigartinales, Gigartinaceae. Gene Ontology annotation, molecular function: protein tag activity; protein binding. Gene Ontology annotation, biological process: mRNA splicing, via spliceosome; protein modification process. Gene Ontology annotation, cellular component: nucleus; cytoplasm. The record is from RefSeq and is a predicted model, not a curated record.